AUGCGCCGCGCGCUCCUGGCGCUCCUGGUCGCCGCUGUGGCGGCUGCCGGGGCAGCCCCCGGACCCUCGUGUCCCGUAACGGCACCGGCCGGAGCCGGGACACGGUCCCGCGUGGGGCCGGCCCCGAGGAGAGCCAAGCGCUUCGCCUCCGUGCCGCGGUACGUGGAGAUGCUGGUGGUGGCGGACGAGUCGAUGGCCCAGUUCCAUGGCACGGGACUCCGGCGGUACCUGCUGACGGUGCUGGCAGCAGCUGCCCGGUCCUUCCGGCACGGCAGCCUCGGCAACCCGGUGGAGCUGCGGGUGACACGGCUGGUGGUGCUGGGCCAGGACAACCCCGGGCCCCCCACCACCUCCAAUGCCGCCCAGAUGCUCCGCAACUUCUGCCAGUGGCAGAAGGGGCUCAACGUCCCCGACGAGAAGAGUCCCCUCCACUUCGACACUGCCAUCCUCUUCACCCGGCAGGACCUGUGCGGGGCGGCCACCUGCGACACGCUGGGCAUGGCUGACGUGGGCACCGUCUGCGACCCCGAGAGGAGCUGUGCCAUCGUAGAGGAUGAUGGGCUGCAGUCAGCAUUCACGGCUGCCCAUGAGCUCGGCCAUGUCUUCAACAUGCUGCACGACACCUCCCAGCCCUGCCGGGAGCUGAACAGCUGCUCCGGAGCCGCCCGCCGUGUGAUGGCUCCCGUCCUCUCCUCGCUGGAGCCUGGUGAGAUGUGGUCCCCAUGCAGUGCCCGCUUUAUCACUGACUUCUUGGACAACGGCCACGGUCACUGCCUCCUGGACAAGCCUCCAGAGUGGCUGCAGCUGCCAUCGGCGCUGCCGGGUAGCAUCUACCCAGUGCUGCGGCAAUGCCAGCUCGCCUUUGGGCCCGACUCACGGCACUGCGGUGACCUGCAGCCGCCCUGUGCCUCGCUGUGGUGUACCGGCCACGUUGGCGGCCGCCCUGUCUGCCAGACGAAGCACUUUCCCUGGGCUGACGGCACACCAUGCGCGCCAGGCAGAGUUUGCAUGGACGGGCUCUGUAUUGGCAUCGGCCGCAUGGAGGAGCUCACUACACCCGUGGACGGCGGCUGGGGGCCAUGGGGGCCAUGGGGCAGGUGCUCGCGGACCUGCGGCGGCGGUGUCCAGCUCUCCCACCGCAACUGCACUGCGCCGGUGCCCCGCCAUGGUGGCCGGUACUGCGAGGGCAAGCGCACCCGCUUCCAGUCGUGCAACGUGGAGGAGUGUCCCGGCACCCUCACCUUCCGGGAGGAACAAUGUGCCGCCUACAACCAUCGCCCCGACCUCAUCAAGGGGCUCCCGGCACCCCUCGACUGGGUGCCGCGCUACAGCGGUGUCCCUGAGCAGGACCGGUGCAAGCUGACCUGCCAGUCCCAAGCCCUGGGCUACUACCACAUACUGCAGCCAAGGGUGGCCGACGGGACCCCCUGCUCCCCCGAGAGCACAGGGGUGUGCGUGCAGGGGCGCUGCAUCCCCGCCGGCUGCGACCGUGUCAUCGGCUCCAAGAAGAAGUUCGACAAAUGCAUGACGUGUGGCGGCGAUGGCUCUGGCUGCACCAAGGUCUACGGCUCCUUCACCAAACCCCAUUACGGCUACAACGAUGUGGUGACCAUCCCAGCGGGCGCCACGCACCUCCUGGUCAGGCAGAUCUCGGCGGCAGGUGGUGAGGACGUCUUCCUGGCGCUGCGGCGGCCGGCCGGUGGCUCCCUGCUCAAUGGCGGCUACGUCCUGGUGCCCUCCCCGACCGACGUGGUGCUGGCAGGCGGCGUGACCCUGCGCUACAGUGGGGCCACGGCGGCCACCGAGAUGCUGGCGGGCCGGGGGCCACUGCGCGAGCCCCUGGUGCUGCAGGCGCUGGUGGUGGACGAGCGGCACCCGCCGCGCUUGAAAUACAGCUUCUUCGUGCCCCGGGCGCAGAGACGCCCAUCGGUGGCCUGGGAGAAGCAGAAAGCCGAGAUCCUGGAGAUCCUCAGGAGCCGCCGGCGUGGCAAGUAG
Messenger RNA from Gavia stellata (red-throated loon), 1995 nucleotides. It is a transcript of the gene ADAMTS4, whose product is annotated as ADAM metallopeptidase with thrombospondin type 1 motif 4. NCBI's taxonomy places the organism in Eukaryota, Metazoa, Chordata, Aves, Gaviiformes, Gaviidae. The coding region runs from base 1 to 1995 and encodes 664 amino acids. The record is from RefSeq and is a predicted model, not a curated record. The transcript is spliced from 9 exons. Gene Ontology annotation, cellular component: extracellular matrix. Gene Ontology annotation, molecular function: metalloendopeptidase activity. Gene Ontology annotation, biological process: proteolysis; extracellular matrix organization.